Messenger RNA from Erpetoichthys calabaricus (reedfish), 7610 nucleotides. RefSeq names its product A kinase (PRKA) anchor protein 6 (gene akap6). The coding region runs from base 196 to 6303 and encodes 2035 amino acids. The record is from RefSeq and is a predicted model, not a curated record. The transcript has 15 exons. Lineage: Eukaryota; Metazoa; Chordata; Cladistia; Polypteriformes; Polypteridae.
CUGAUCUGCCGGGUCUUCGCUGAGCUGACAGCUUCGCUUUUCUGGCGUGCUUGACCUGCUUGGUAUCUGACCGGAGGCGUUAUGGCUACUCGAAGGUGGUCCUUGUUUGUACCGGCACCGCUGUCUACCGGCGUAUAUCUUCAUGCAAUCUGCUAAUAUUGAAGGUCCUGUCCCCAGGAGUUUCUCCCUCUUGCCAUGAGUAUUGCUGUGUCACCAAUGGCCACCGACGCCACAUCUCCGAUGAUCACAUCUGUCACACCCACCGUGGAGCCCCGGGGAGAGGAGACAGAGAAAAAAUGCGACCCGGGCCAGCGCUACGAGAAGUUGCCACCCCUGCACACUGUGGCGGACUGGAAGGUGGUCCUUCACCUGCCCGAAAUCGAGACGUGGCUGCGCCUCACCACAGAAAGGGUCCGGGACCUGACGUACUCAGUCCAGCAGGACGCUGAGCACAAGCACGUCGAUGUGCACCUGGUGCAGCUCAAGGACAUUUACGAGGACAUCUCUGAUCAUGUCGAGCAGAUUCACGCCUUGCUAGAGACGGAGUUUUCCCUGAAGCUUCUCUCCUACUCGGUCAACAUCAUCGUGGACAUCCACACCGUGCAACUCCUGUGGCAUCAGCUUCGCGUUUCUGUCCUCGUCCUCAAGGAACGAGUCCUGCAGGGUCUCCAGGACUCCAACGGAAACUACACCCGCCAGACAGACAUACUGCAGGCUUUCUCAGAAGAUAAGAAUGAGGCUCGACUUGACUCUUUAACUGAGGUGGACGACUCGGGCCAGCUGACCAUCAAGUGCAGUCAGGACUAUUUCUCACUGGAUUGUGGAAUCACUGCGUAUGAGCUGAGCGAUUACAGCCCAAGUGAAGACCUGCCCACUGAGGUAGACGCGAUGACCUCCAGCCAAGUGAAUCCCAAAUCCCACAAGGUCUGCUGUUACCCUGACUUUCCGGAAAUUACCGAGAGUAUGGGCUUAUUAACAGUAACAGCUGAGUGCCUGUCUCCUGAGCGAGAAAACGUCACCCAACGGGAUGUCUCUUUGCCCAACUUUUCUAAAACCCAGGUGGCGACCAAUGAAAAUCAGUCAAUCAGUGUCUCUCCGCCCGAUGUAGGACAAAACACCGGACUUGUGGAUAGUGCCUCUAUAACGUAUUCAGGGUCACCUCACCACUCCAAUCAAUCCAUGAAAAGCCGCCAUCAGUCAUGUUGUGAAAGCCUCCUGUCCAAGAGGACCAGCAGAGACUGCUUUAACGACAACGAAGUGUCGCCAACCCGACCGUCACAACCAAAGAAGGCUAUGUAUUUCAAAGGCAUGUCCAGAGAUGACAUUGAGUCCAUCCUCAACAAAAUUCAACCAUCUUCCCUUUUGUGCAGAGCAGAGGUAAGCAGAAGUAGUCCUUCUCUGCUUGACCCGCCCGACAGGUCCAACUUUUGGCUGGAACUGAAGUCAGUCUACCCCAGCAAUCCCCCUUCGGCCAUAAGCCAGUCCUACGAGUGUCUCAAUAAAAUCGAAGAGCAGAAGGACAUGCAGCCGCUGAGCAACAAUGGCCGAGGCCCAGUCACCCAAAUAAACUCCUUGGAGAGAAAUCGAAAAAGUGAACUCACUGAGGAAAAGAAAGUUAUCGACGUUCCUCAACAUGACAACAGUCCAAGAAUUUCCAGUCAUGGGCAGGAAACGCUAAGUGGUCGAGAAGAGAAAGCCCGAGCCACUCUUCCAAAGACUUCUGCUCAGAGUAAAGACAACGAUAUCCCAUCAGGGAAAGAAUCAACAGCACCAUUUUGCCGUACAGAGUCACAGCAUUUACCGGUUUCAACUCUCCCAGCAAAAGACAAGGACUCAGCAUCACCGGAAAACAUCGAGAGCCGCAGAAAUCGCGACAUGUGGUAUGGUUCUGACGAGUAUUUGUCCCUGCCGUCACAACUGAAGAAAACAGAACUGCUAGCUCUAAAACUGGAAAACCUUGCAAAAGUCGUACCUCAGAAUCCCAGAGAGGAGAUCUUCCAGGACAUUGAUGACUGGGAAUUGUCGGAAGUGAACUCGGACUGCGAGACCUACCCUCUCUUCCAGCCCAGUCGGAGACACGGCAGGGAACUGACCACAGGGAUGAUUUCUCCUACGUCUUCCAGCGACAUUGCUCCCUCUUUGGAUGAGAGCCUUGAAUCCGGGACUCUGAGUGAUCUUCUGUCUGAAGAAGAGCUGCUCCAUUUACCGGAAAAAUGCACCAAACAGCGGGGGGAGUGGAGCGUGCCCACCCCCCGCAAUGCCGACGACCCCAACCUCAGCAAAUCGGCUCUCAUUCAACAGCUGCUUGAAGACAUUCGCCACCAGGACAAUUACGAGGCCAUUUGGGAAAAGAUGGAGGCUUUUGUCAACAAGUUGGACGAGUUCAUCUGCUGGCUACACGAAGCCCUCGAGAUGACGGACAACUGGACUCCACCAAGAGCGGAGACAGACAGCCUCAAACUGUACCUGGAGACCCACCUGAGUUUCAAGCUGAACGUGGACAGCCACGCUGCCUUGAAGGAUGCUGUGCUGGAGGAGGGUUGCCAGCUCCUGGAGUUCAUCGUGUCCCACAAAUCAGGACUGAAGGACAUGCUCCAGAUGAUUUUAAGUCAGUGGAAAGAGCUGCAGAAACAAAUCAAGCGUCAGCACAGCUGGAUCCUGCGAGCCUUAGAGAUCAUCAAAGCGGAGAUCCUGGCUAGUGAUGUGUCUCAGGAGGAAGAAGAUGGAGCGGGCAGCCCCAAGGGAGAAGAGCAGAAGUGCCACCUGGAUGCCCAGAGAGAUGUGGUCGAGCAGAUGAGCCUCAAGCUCUACAGCCACCAAUUCUCAAGCAGCAUCCAGAGGAAGAAGGAGUUUGCCGAGAUGUCCAAGGCCAAUACGACGGGAAGUAAAAGCAUGCUGGACUUUGAGUUGGACUACCAGGAGCUCUGGGAUUGGCUGACUGACAUGGAAUCCAUAAUGAUGGACAGCCACGACCUGAUGAUGUCAGAGGAGCAGCAGCAGCAUCUCUACAAGGGAAGCUUUGCAGAAAUGGUGAUCUGGCGGCCCAAGAAGAUGCAACUGCUGAGCAGAGUGGAGGCCGUCCAGAGGAGUGGGGCCGCCCUGCCGGAUGACGUGGAGACAAAGGUGGUGGCAUUGACCUCAAAGUGGGAUCUCCUGGAGAAAACUCUGGCUGAGAGGACGCAGAGCCCAACGGGUGGGCCAGCUGCUGUGGCUCAACGUGACCUGCUGUCCCCCGAGACCGGGAGCCUGGUGACACAGCUGCAAGGGCGGAUCAAAGAGCUGAAGGGCUGGCUGCGAGACACGGAGCUCUUCAUCUUCAACUCCUGUCAUCGGCACGAGAAGGACACGAGCCAGCAGGGCCACAAGCAGCUGCAGUACCUGAAGUCCCUGUGCUCCGAGAUUAAGCAGCGUCGGCGUGGUGUCACCUCUGUCCUGCGUCUGUGCCAGCGGCUUCUAGAAGAACAAGACACCUGCAUCCUCGAUUCAGAGAGGCAAUCCCUGCAGCUCAUUGUUGUCAACCUGGAAAGGAGAUGGGAAGCCAUUGUCAUGCAAGCUAUUCAGUGGCAAAAUCGGCUGCAGAAAAGUCUUGGUGAAGAGCAGGUACCUGUGAACAUCGUCGAGCCGGCACUCUUGGAUUUGAACUCAACGACAGAGGAUUCUUGGGAAUGGGAUGAGACGGACAUCAGUAACAACUUGAUCAGCAUCGAUAUGGAGUCAUGUGACUUUGAAGGAGCACCCAGCCGGACCCCGGAGAGCGUGGCUCAUGAUGUCUGCAUGGAUCGAUAUGAGCACAUGGCAGGUGCCAGUCUCUGCCUUCCACCCACCCACCCACAGAUAUAUCAAGUGUACAGUCUGCAUGGCGUCGAGCUGUACGGUGGUCCUCGCACACUCGGUCCAAAGACACCCGCCGGGGAUUCAAACGUCAAGCAGCCCAACUUGUUGAAGAAGAGCCUCAGCAAAGACUCGUCGUUCUCCUCCACCGAGUCCUUACCAGAUUUACUCGGGGGGAUCAUCACCAUCAAAGAAGGCAAAUACGUGUACUGCGGUGACGAGACUCGGCGGUCAGAAAGCGAGAGUGGCAUUGUGAGUGAGGGCGACACCGAGACCACCGCCAAUUCAGAGAUCUGCUCGCUCAAGCUUGCCGAGGAGCAGCAGGGCAGCAGUAGCACCGGCAGCCGGGGUGCAGACCCUAACCAGACCGACGUCAGCCGAAGCAACGACUCGUCGUACUGCGAAACCAGGGACAGCACAGGCUUAGUGUACGGCUUAGCUCAGCCUUGCAAAAACAAUGAGGACGUGCAUCAGGAGCAGCAGAUCUCGGGUGACAGCCAAUCAGAAACAGAGCAGAUCACUUGCAGGUGUGACGCCCGGCCAGUAGAGGGAGACAUUGGGUUCCAAGGAGUCCAGUCUGCCAAAGCUCAAGAUGGGACUUCAAGCGACUCGAAAAGCAGCCGAGUGCUCGCUGUUUUGUCACGCGGCUCUUCUCUGGACUCGCUCUCCAUUGCCGGAGAUCUGUUUACGUCGAGCCGGGAGGCUCUUCACCGCAGCACCUCGCUGGAAAGCUGGCUGGCUUCUGGCAGGAGCACCGAGGAGAUGUCCAGACAGCAGAGUCGGGCAGAGCUGGGUCUGAGCAGCGAUUCCCUGGGCGAGCUCAGCAAGAGGACGCUGGACCUGCUGAAGCGCCUGGAGAACGUCCAGAACCCCUUAAGCCAGAAGAUGAAGCGCAGCAUCUCGGACAUCACGCUACAGAGCAGCUCCCAGAAAGCGGCGCCAGCCAGCCAGCUGGUCCUUGAUGUCACUUCCUCGAUAAAUGAAGAUUCGGCGGCUUCCCUCACCGAGCUGAGCAGCAGCGAGGAUUUCUCCCUCUGUUCCGAGGACAUCGCCGUCCAGAGAAACCGAAUCGUGGACUGUAACGCCUCGUUUCGAAAGCAAGUCCAUCACAUAGCCAUCCCCGACGAGGCCGACGUCAGCAUCAGCAUGAUCGUCAACGUGUCCUGCACCUCGGCGUGUACAGAUGACGAUGAAGACGACAGCGAUCUGCUAUCGAGUUCCACUCUGACUCUGACCGAAGAGGAGCUGGGUGUCCAGAACGACGAGGAUGACGACGAUGACGAUAACUCGAGCAUCGCCACGGAUGAUGAAUACAUUGAGAGCAGCUUCGUCUCGGGACUGGAGUACAUGAAGAGUGAACUCCAGAACUGGAUUAAACCGAAAACAAGCCCGGCGAGGGAGAAGCUCGAGUCUGCGUUGGGAGACGAGUUGCAGUGCAGCGCCCUCUGUGGUGAGAAAGCCAGGCCCGUGAUAACGGCGCACGAACGACGAUUCUUAAGCCGCUCUGCGCUGAAACUGCUGGAAUCGAGCGUCAAGGCGAAAACUGAAGGAGUUCGCCAGAAGGAAUGGGGGUUCGGUCGGAAGGUUCUAGCCGAGCAGACCCGUCCUUACCGGAGUCAGUAUGUCGACGACAUGGAGAACGGCAAUGUGGAAGGUAGGCAUCUGAAAGGAAAAGACGAGGAGGAUGAGCUUCUGAAGGAGGAGGACGAAGACGAAGAGGAGGAGGAAACGAUUUUCGGCAACGGCGGGGAGGCUCUCUGUUCGCUGGCGGACAGUGCAAAGGGCCUGGCCAUGGGUGCUGGAUCUUCGAAACGCAGCUUGCCUUCCUCGCUCUACAAGGAGUCCUAUCUGGAAAAUCAACUCCGGGGAGAAAUUCCCUGUUGCAGCUCCAUCAGUCACCUCCGCUCUUUCCUGCCCCUCCGUAACUCCAAAGGGUACACCAAAGAGAUGACCGACGAUGACAGCAGUCCUGACCUCUGCCCCGCAAACUGUGAAGAAAGACGCAAAGGGAGCUCAUGUUGCACCCACCAGUCGCCGCCCAGCGAGGAGGACAAAGGCGAAGACGACGACUCCGUGCACAACUUUGUGAUGGAGAUCAUCGACAUGGCGUCGGAGGCUCUGAAUCCCAAAACGCACUCGGACACGGAGGCCGGGAGUCCCAACCCAGUGGCCCAGAUCAGAGACAAGGUGCUGGAGCACUCGCACCGACCGAUCCGCCUGAAAAAGGGCGACUUCUACUCCUACCUCUCCCUGUCCUCCCACGACAGCGACUGUGGCGAAGUCAACACCUACGAUGAGGAGAAAAGCAGCACCCCUCUGCCCACCGCCCUCGCAGACGGAGACCAGGAGUUGCUCUUCGAAGCCUGUGAGAAGGACGACCACGACGGCCCCAAACUCGACUGCCACAGGCCGGCCACCGGGACGAGCGGCGAGAAGCCAAACGCGGGCCGCUCCUCUUUUGAAAGGAAGUGAGGCUCGGAGCCAGUUAGAGGACCAUAAUGAGGCGUCUUAUCUUAAUCCUUUUCCGUGUGAAACCCUGAUAGACACUGCUGAAUGUUUUGCAGAUACUAAAACGCUUGAAUCCAAUAUUUCUCCUGUAAUGACUAAGAUAAGAGACUCUUGCUCCAGUACAAAUCCUUUAAAAGAGGAAGACGGCCUUUAUAUUAAUCCUAAAAUUAACUGUCCUCAGAUGAGAAAAGGCGAUAGGGACGAGAAAAGCCCGGCUUCACCGCGGAUGAAACAGAAACAUGGCAGAAGCGGAUGUCGCGCUCUUCAGGAGGCCAAGUCACCCCGUGUGCAGGCGCUCACUUCAGACAAGCAUCCGAAAGGUGACCGGAGAGCAGCAGCCGCCAAAGGCACCAACACCUGCGACUACCGGGCCGCUCCCUCCACUUCCCAGAUCCCCAGGGUGGCACGGCUUGCCAGCGGCCUCCCCAAGAGACCCGUCUGCAACUUGGCUCCAUCGCGCCCGAAAGCCGGCCCGUGACGCUGCUGCCAUUCCUACGGAGACGGAGAUGGAGAGUUGCCCGCUCGUCGUCUUUGCCACGAGGUCAUGUGGCCGCUUCUGCUUCUCCUCGUAGCGUUGGGACGGUGACCCUCAUAACUCCCACGUUGUCAGACAGAGCAGCCAGCUCCUCUUCUCUUCCGUUUGGGUUUUUCUUCACCCCCCCCCCCCCCAUUAUGGACUUCCGGCUACCUCAAGCACCCCCUGUGUCCCCCAACCCGGUGUAUCGGCAUCUCUCUGGCUCUGUCUCCUCCAAGUAGUGCUCUCACAUGGCAAAACGAGCAAAGACACACGUCGUAGUCAAGAAAGGGACGAGGACCCCAGCUUUUGGGAGACCCUCCGCGCUGGAGCCACCGUCGUCAAGCCCACUGCAGUGCAUCGAUGUCUUAUCUAUGCAACAUCCGGCGGUUGCAUCUGAAGGCGGGCGCGGACUCCUCCAACACGACACGUCGGGGUUUCCGAGUCGAGGAAACGUGUGAAACUCCAAAAAACGCUGUGCCUUGCUGUCUUUCUACGCCCUUUGUUAACACACUCUACUGCUUUUCCCAGCUAGCGGCUGUAACCACAACGGAAUAGCAAGGUUAGGACGUGUGAAUACUCUCUGUAUAUAUGUACAAGUAUGUGCAAAUAUCGAUGUGAAACGAUAAGCUUGACGUCAGAGUGGCAAGUGUUCAGUGAUGUGCAAAAUAAUCCGCCUUAAAAGUGCUAGACUGCAUGACAAACACACAAUACGUGGAAACACGAGGUGGUAAAUAAAGUUAAUUUAUUAAACAAG